Messenger RNA from Hyaena hyaena (striped hyena), 1217 nucleotides. It is a transcript of the gene NUDT5, whose product is annotated as nudix hydrolase 5. Gene Ontology annotation, cellular component: nucleus. The coding region runs from base 397 to 1059 and encodes 220 amino acids. The transcript is spliced from 10 exons. The record is from RefSeq and is a predicted model, not a curated record. Gene Ontology annotation, molecular function: ADP-ribose diphosphatase activity. NCBI's taxonomy places the organism in Eukaryota, Metazoa, Chordata, Mammalia, Carnivora, Hyaenidae. Gene Ontology annotation, biological process: nucleoside phosphate metabolic process; ribose phosphate metabolic process.
GGGCCGAGCUCACAGCCUCAUCACCGCGAGGUGCGGCUUUGCCUUCAGCAGUAGUACCGGUGUCUUCUGAGACUGCUGCCCCGGAUUCGUGCUUUCUUCUUUCGUCCCCCUCCCCAAAGGAGUACCCUCCCCUUCGCCCCACACCUUGGAUUUUUAAAUUUGGAGUCAGAAAAUGCAAGAAUGGAAGUGUCAGUGCCUGGUGCCGGCCCCGGAGGAGCUUAGCCAACACGGGCUGAAUCUAACUGGAACGGCUGCCGGUUCUUUCCCGCAUAUAUCCUGGGGCCUCUGCACUGACCCGCCGUCUGGGUCAGUCCUCCCAGGCUCACGCAAGCAAAGCAGCCUUGAUGACAGAGCGUGAACGUCUUACCUGAGGACUAAAGACUGACCGGUUUGAAAAUGGAAAACCAAGAGCCAGGAGAUCCUUCUCGAAAUACCAAACAGUCUAUUAUUUCAGAGGAGUUAAUUUCAGAAGGAAAAUGGGUCAAGCUUGAAAAAACGACGUACAUGGAUCCUACUGGUAAAAUAAGAACGUGGGAAACAGUGAAACGUACGACCAGGAAGGGGCAGUCGGCCGAUGGUGUGGCGGUCAUCCCAGUGCUGCAGCGGACGCUGCAUUAUGAGUGCAUCGUUCUGGUGAAGCAGUUCCGACCGCCCAUGGGAGGCUACUGCCUGGAAUUCCCCGCAGGUCUCAUUGAUGAAAACGAGAGCCCGGAAGCAGCAGCUCUUCGGGAACUCGAGGAAGAAACUGGCUACAAAGGUGACGUUGCAGAGUGCUCUCCAGCUGUAUGUAUGGAUCCCGGCUUGACAAGCUGUACCACACACAUUGUGACCGUAACUAUCAACGGAGAUGAUGCUGAAAACGUGAGGCCUAAGCCAAAGCCAGGAGACGGAGGUAUGUUACCCAGCUCGCCGCAGCUGACGUGUCUGGCCUGGCGCGGUGGAGAUGGCCACAGGCAUGUCGUGGUGUUCUGCUUUGGUAGCCGAAGAGCAUCUGACAGUGGACGCCAGGGUCUACUCCUAUGCCCUGGCACUGAAACACGCAAACACGAAGCCCUUUGAAGUGCCUUUCCUGAAGUUUUAAGGCCAAAGGACAGUAGCCAUGUUUUUACAAACAAGACCACACACCUGGCCUCCCUCACUCAGACUUUGUAUUCAGCUCAGCUUAAUGUAGAUUUGAAACUAGCCUUUUUCAUUAAAUAAAAGCAACACAGAAUACA